Messenger RNA from Cetraspora pellucida, 262 nucleotides. Lineage: Eukaryota; Fungi; Glomeromycota; Glomeromycetes; Diversisporales; Gigasporaceae. The record is from the annotation of a GenBank genome assembly.
GUUAUUAAGAGGUGAUGGUAGCAUAGAUAUGUUCAGCAAUCAUAAUCAUUACUUACUAUUGUUUCAAUGCAAAGAUCUUACUAACAAAGUUGAAGUUGAUUUUAUUCAAGAUUUUGAAAGUGUUGUAUCAAGAUUUGAUAAGCAAACUACAAUCAGAAUUUAUAUUACAUCAGCAAAGGAUGGUUAUUCGAGCAGUGCUAUAGGAAAAGCUGAAUCAUCUGAAUACCAUUUACUAUUAAUAAACAUACAUGAUCUGUGUUAG